Molecule: messenger RNA, 2698 nt
Organism: Melanaphis sacchari
Lineage: Eukaryota; Metazoa; Arthropoda; Insecta; Hemiptera; Aphididae
Product: N-acetylneuraminate 9-O-acetyltransferase
Exons: 14
Coding region: 217-2592 (791 amino acids)
Source: RefSeq, a predicted model, not a curated record
UCCCGAAAAAAAAAAAAUAGUCUUAUAAUUACCUAAUGUGUAUUCUAAAUUCUUGUCUUUUUAGCCCUUUUGCUCCAAUUUUUGUUUAAUAAUAACAUUUUCCUAUCAAUUGCCGAUAGUUUUUUGAUAAUUGUGAUUUAUUGUUUGUUUGGUUAAAUCAAUGCAAAACAGCUAGUGACCGAAAUAUCAGCAAUGCUUAUAUAUGAUUCAUGAAAAAUGGCCGAUGAUCAAAUCUCUGAUGAAGCACCGCUAUUAUGCAACGAAUCUAUUCAAAAACACGACGAUAUUAAUAAAAAAUUUAACUCUAAAAAUGCCAAAAAAAUAGCGCUAUGCUUUGUGUUUUGGUUUAUUGUUAUCCAUUCUUGUAUUCAUUUGUUUUAUGCAAGAGAUUCUUGCAAAUGGCUUCUAUCCGAUGGACGAUACAAAGGUGACAUGGGCUGGCAACCAUAUGGUUGCAUGAUGCAUGAUUAUAGUGAAUUAGAUUGUAGCCGUUGCUUAAAAUAUUUAGCAUUUAGAGGAAGUCAUAAUCAAUUCAAUUUUAUUGGUGAUUCUAGAAUACUAGAUAUAUAUAAUGCAUUAAUUCAUACAAUAGAACCAAAAGCACAGAUGUUUAAAAGUUCAAAAUUUACACCUCGUUAUUCUGACUCUAAUCAUCAAUUCCACGAUAGUCGUCUGAAAUUAGAUAUAAACUUUUUUGGAAGUCCAUAUGUAGAUCCAAUGGUCAAAUAUUUUAAAAAAUUGAAAGAUGUAAAUGAUAAACCUCGAGUAAUUGUAGCAGGAAGUGCUAUUUGGCCCAUCAUUCAAUCAAAUGGAUCCUUAAAUGGUAUUCAAGAUUAUAUUGCUAAUCUUACUCAACUAAUUAAGCCAAUUAAUGAUAUCUCAUCAAAAUCAAUUGUGUUAUGGGUUUUGCAAGAUCCAGUUGAAGAGAGUAAACUUGAUAAUUCAAUGUCUAUGGUUACUAAUAAUUUAAUUGAUCUGUAUAAUGAAGCUGCAAUGGAUGUAUUGAGCAAAAGUUCAGCUGAAAUGUGGUGGAGUUCAAGACUUGUGUCUCAGGGUGAAAUGAGUGAUAGUCCAGAUGGUCUACAUUCUAGUAAUGCAUCUUUACGAUUAAGAGCUCAAAUAUUGUUAAACUUAUAUUGCAAUGAUCACAUGAAUUUUAAUGAUGGUACCUGUUGCUCAAGUACUGAACCAUAUACUUCAUUACAAAGUUAUAUGUUGAUUUUUUUUAUUAUUUGUAUUUUUAUUGGAAUUCUAAUGGCAGUUAGAUAUCGGCGAAAUAGAUUAUCUAAAAAUGAACCAUGUUAUGUAGUAAUGAUUUCUCUUUCAAAAUUAGGUCUUAUUAUGAUAUAUUUUUACUUAUGCGACAGAACUAAUUUUUUUAUGAAAGAAAACAAAUAUUAUUCUGAUGCCAGUUUUUGGUUGCCUGUUGGUUAUGUAUUUGUCCUUGGUCUAUUUUUUACUGAAGAAAGUAGAUAUACAAAAGUACUUCAUCGAGAUCAAACUGACGAAUGGAAAGGUUGGAUGCAAUUAAUAAUUUUAAUAUAUAAUUUAACUGGAGCAAGUAUAAAAACAUCUAUUGCAAAUCAUGUUCAAAUAUUGAUAUCUGCAUAUCUCUUUCUCACUGGCUAUGGUCAUUUUUAUUAUAUGUGGCAUAGAAGUGAUGCAGGACUUACUCGUUACUUUCAGAUCUUAUUUAGAUUGAACAUGUUGACUGUGGUCUUGUGUGUUUGUAUGAACCGGCCAUACCAGUUCUAUUAUUACAUACCUUUAGUAUCAUUUUGGUUUACAAUUCUCUAUUUACUAUUAAUUUGCCCACCCCGUGUAACUGCAGCUUCAUCUGAAAUAAGGCCAGCACAGUACUUAUAUAUAAUUUUGAAAAUCUUGGCUCUUUUAAUUUUUAUCACCAUUCUUUAUAUGUCUGAGGUAUUUUUUGAUAAAAUUUUCCUCACACGUCCAUGGAAAGCUUUAUUUGUGACUACAGAUGAUGAUAUUCAUGAAUGGUGGUAUCGAUGGAAACUAACUCGUUUUAGCGUUGUUAAUGGUGUAAUACUGAGUUUUAUCAUCAUCUUAGCUCAACGUUAUAAUUUAAUUGAUGACAAUAAUCACAGUAAUUUAGUAUUGCCUCGAUUAGCCGUAUUUUCUUCAUUUAUUGCAUUCAUUGGACUUAUUGCCUCGACUGUUUAUAAUAUUCUGUGUCAGAAUAAAAUGGAAUGUUAUGAAUUAUUGUCUUAUACAUCAGUCAUUCCUAUUAUUAGUUACAUUAUAUUAAGAAAUGUUUCAGGCGUAUUGAGAACACGUUUCUCUAGUUUAUUUGCUUGGUUUGGGAGAAUUUCUUUAGAAUUAAUGGUUUGUCAAUGUCAUAUAUGGUUAGCAGCCGAUACUCAUGGAGUUCUUGUGUUAUUGCCUGGUUAUCCUGUACUCAAUGGUUUGAUUGUUUCGUUCAUUUUUAUUUGUAUUUGCCAUGAGUUACAUGAUAUUACAACCAAAUUGACGCCAUAUGCUGUGCCAUCUGAUCAUAAAGAUUUAUUCCGUAAUUUGAUAUGUUUUAUCUUGUUGUUAAUACCAUUAGGAGCAAACGACGGUAUGUUUUGAAUACAAUAUGAUCAUGCAUUCACAAUAAAUUGUCAAUUGUAAAACUAUUUUAUGUUUUUAAAUACCCAAAGUAGUAUCAUUAAAUCUAUAUUUGUAAGAUACUUUA